Messenger RNA from Cylindrotheca closterium, 276 nucleotides. Lineage: Eukaryota; Bacillariophyta; Bacillariophyceae; Bacillariales; Bacillariaceae. The record is from the annotation of a GenBank genome assembly.
AUGGUGAAAUCAUCGAUCGACUUCAAUGCGAUCGCUCCAAGAUUGAACGCUCCAACUCAAACUGAAGCUGUUGCAAGAGAAACAGAAAUUGCCCAAAACAAGAUUCUAUAUUCUGCAAAGCUCAACGAGAACAUGCAAAGAUCAGCAUACUUCGAGACAAACAAGAGAACCGUCAAAUCAAACAUCAUGUUGCAGUUUGUGACAAAGGCGAUGGAUAUCAAGCUUCGAGGUGAAGCCGAUUUCACGACUACUCUUGAAGAUGCGAUCGAAUCUUGA